UGGACCAUAUAUAUACUCUUUUUUUCCAAGCAGAUUCAUGAAAGCUUACGUAGUAUUGUAAAGGUACUGCUUCAGUCAAGUUCAUUUUUUCAUAUUCCCCACUCGGCAUUGCCUUCAUGUUCGUCUCUCCUUGUCUUUCCCUUUUCUAUUUCUACUCUUUCAGGCUACUCCUUGUUGAAUUCUAAUCUCUUUACAUCGCACGGUAUUCAACUAAAAUUCGUAAAAUUUAUUCGUUUGAAGAGGACAUUCGUUUUCUCCUUCUCAUUCUCUUUUAUCCUAUAUAUAUAUAGUAUAUAUCCUAUAUAUAUAGGAUAUAUAUUAUAUGCACGAUAUAAAAAUGCCCCGAGCGAAUUUUUCGAAUCUCAUUAUAAGAAUAAGAUAUUAUCAUCGGUAUCAACGUAUCCGAUAAAAAUUUUUUAGAAUUCUGUAAAGUAAAUACAUCCAAUACUCCUUUUUAAUUAUCUCACUGCAUUAUCUUAUCCGGAUUUUUGUCUUUUAUUUCUGAAAAUGACUUAAUUCUUCCAUGCACAUAUUCACAAUUUUCUGUCUGUUCUCCUCGCACGCAGAAUCCACGAAAUCGAAUUACAAACAAACGAUCUUGACAGUAUGGGUAUUACAACUCAUUAGAUAAAAGGCUUUUUCUAUUCUUCCGGAUAAGGGUUUAGAAUCAUAAAAGCCCAUCGAGGACCCUCUUUUUCAACUCCUCAUCAUCCCCUUUAACAUUGGCUUUCCAUGAGUUUUCGUUUUGCGAUUCUACUCGAUUACGCGCUCAGACGUGCGGCCAUUUGAACUUUCUCAUUCGAAAACCAGUCUAAUCUAAGGUUCGCCUCUCACGACGAGGUAAAUAGUAAUUCGAAAAGUGGAUAUACUCAUUUCUCUUCAUCAUUGAACGACUAGCCGCUCCUUCGACCGUUCGAUUCAUCCUUCAGUCCUUGAGAACAUUAUUGAAAGUGAAAUGAAAUAUUACGAGAAAAGUCCUAUACCUCGGUGCCUCCUCAUAAACGAAGGAUAAUUAAAGAUGUUGCUUAUCGAGACAAUUAUAGAUGCUAAAUCCAGUUAUCUCUUUGGGAUUCUUUCAUGUUAAAGCUGGCAAAGCAGAACCCCUAUCAAUAACGUGGAAUGGAUAAUUGCGAAUUAUAUUACGCUAGAAUUUUUCGAAAAGAUUGUUUCAUUAAAACAAAAAUAUAUUUUCUUAUUUUCGAAUUAUCUAUAAAUCAUCGUUCUAUUUAUGUUAUUCAAAAAAAUGACAAGAAAAUAUAUGGCAAACGCAUGACUCUUCUUGACUGAUUACGAUAUCAAUAGAAAGCUUAAUACGACAUUAUCAGACUUAUUUUCAACUUAAAUCUAAUGAGUAAAAAAGAAGAAAAAAAAAGGAACUGUUGUGUCUCUCCAACUAUUUUUAUACGGAUUCCCCGGGUUUAGUCUCCGGAGUCUAGAAGAUUGAAACAAUGGAUACUCUCUACUUUCCCGGCUUUUUAUACGCUCCACUUCCUUAUCUGCCCCGGUAGCUCGCUACGAUAAUAGUCUCUCUUCCAUUAUUGUAAUAGCGUUACAAUGACGUUCAUUAAUUCCCGAAAGCAUAAGUAUAAAAGUCAAAGACAAACCAUGAAAAAGUAAAAAUCGUCAAAAAUAAUAUAAAUACCCAUGAUGUAAAUUACCCAUUAAAUGUCAAGUUAACAGAUAAUCGAAAAGGAAAUAGAUUAUCAAAGAAAUUUAUCUUAAUUCUCAUACACAACUAAAUGUUUAAAACAAAAUUCAUCGAAAAUGUUACUCCAUCAUUGGAGUUAAUACAAAUAUUAUUAGCUGAAAAAUAAUGGAAUAAAUAUAAAACAAAUAAUAUUUGAGCAGCACUAAUGUUAUAAUAAAUGAUUCAAUGGUGGAAAAGGUUGAAACGAGGUCCAAGUGAAAUCUUUUGAGGCACUGGAAUUGGGAUCGUCGACUCAUAUCGUCGUUCACAAAAAGAUUCACCCUCUUUAAGGCGCGCGUCGUCGUUUCUUGCCUGGCAGCGACGGAACCGGUAUGUGACGGGAGGGAUAGAUGUGGUUCCAUUCAUGCUUAUUUCAAGCUCAUUGUGUGCUCAGUGUAUUCAGCCUUUGACUUGCCUCUCGUGUUGCCACUGCAACGACGCUUCAUAGAGCACAAGGGAAGACGGUAGAAAAGAAGAAGGUGGGGAAAAGGAGUGGAAGAAGAUGGGGGUGUUCGACCAGGAGUCAGGAAAUACCGGUGUCACAUUUUCUUCGAUGUUAGCAAGCAUGAACCUCUAAGAAAGCAAAAAAGAAAGAAAGAAAGAAGCUGAAAAGGCAACGAGAACGUCUCUGCAGAUACGUGUACAAUCAGAUUUUGACAGCGGAAUGUACUCAGUUGAAUGGAACUUGGCCUGAUCCCGAUGAUCCACGCUGGAGUAGCGGUGAAUACGGGGAACUUUUGCCGGAAUGGUUUCCAACGAAUGCAACCAAUAUCUCGAUUCCAGGAAAUAUAACAACCCCAAUGUCACUGGAUAUAGCACCUGUUUUACCACCCUUCGAACUCUGGCAAACGGUCCUGAUAGCUAUAUGCCUUGCAAUAUGUAUACUAUUGACAGUGGGUGGUAAUAUUCUUGUAUUAUUGGCAUUUAUCGUCGACAGAGCCAUCAGACAGCCGAGCAACUAUUUCAUUGCAUCGUUAGCUGCCACUGACAUGCUCAUCGGUACAGUCUCAAUGCCAUUCUAUACAGUAUAUGUUCUAAUGGGCUAUUGGAAUCUUGGACCUCUACUCUGCGACCUAUGGCUAUCCGUAGACUACACCGUCUGUCUGGUGUCACAGUACACGGUCCUCUUGAUUACGAUCGAUCGCUUUUGCUCGGUGAAAAUCGCUGCGCAAUAUCGCAGCUGGCGUACAAAAAAUCGUGUCAUUUGGAUGGUGACUAUUACUUGGAUCAUACCGGCACUUCUCUUCUUCAUCAGUAUAUUCGGUUGGGAACACUUCAUCGGUUAUAGGGACCUUAAUCCAGGACAGUGCGCGGUGCAGUUCCUCAAAGAUCCAGUGUUCAAUACCGCGCUUAUAAUCGGUUAUUAUUGGACGACGCUGAUAGUUCUCUUCAUUCUCUACGGAGGAAUUUAUAAAACCGCCUACGACAUGCAAAAGAAGAGCGAAAUGAAGCAGAGGAAAAUGCAAUCGAUGGUGGCGUUGAGUGCCGGUGCCAUGUCCGGAAUGGCUGGUCGUGCAGCUGGUAUAGGUAUGUCAAAGACUCAAAGUACCUUGUUGAGUCAAGACAAACCAAGAGUAAGCUUGUCGGGUGGUCAAGAAGAUAAUACGAUUGGUGCCGAUAGCGGACAAAAGUCGUCUAAAGUUUCGGGAUCUGGUGGAACAGAAGAUGCUGCGGACAAGAUCACAUAUGCCAGUACAAUGCCUACGGAAACUGAAAAAUCUGAACGUUCUAGCAGCCCGGCCUUCGACUCCGACGAAGAAAGUACCGUCGGGCCGUCUCAACAACUGAGUAACAUCAAGAAGCGUUCAUCUCUUGCGGGCCUGGUUGUCCAAUCCGGGGCGCUUCAAGUAUUCGCCACCAACGGUCGAUUAAACGGCAUCGUACCCGUUAAGAUCGAAACAAGCGUACCAACCACGAAAAAAAGCUUACCGACAACGAGUCCGGUCUGUGAAUCUAGCACGAUGACUCAAAAAGGCCAAACACUGCCGAAAAUACAGGAGCUCAGUCUUCUAGAUACCGAUAAUCCUGUCGAGCCAGACAAAUCGAGUAGUCAAACUUUAACCCCAGAACAAUCAUUAAAAUCUAUCGACGUUUACAGUAGUAAACAGGUGACCACGUCGAACGAAGAAACAACACCGCUCGUUCAAAGCCGACAACUUUCACUGAAUAGUUCUCAACAAAAUAUCAUACCUCCACCCACGCAGUUUCAAAGCAGUCCACCGAUAACAGGAAGUCCUUCAACCUCAUCGUCCGGUGACAGACCAAAGUCUUUGGUCGUUCCCAGUCAUGGUCAAGGUACCUUCGACAUUCUAACUGGCCUCGACGGAGCCGACUUGAGGUACAUGGACGAAAGUUCGGUCAUUCUCCCAAGUCCUUCCUACGAAAGCCCACCUUCCUCUUUCUCGUGCAGUUUAGCAAAUCCUCUUUCGACGGCACCAUCAUCGCCUAUUCUCUGUAAUGCUACUUCUACGGCGACUACGACUAGCUUGUUACAAGCCGCGCUCCUCAGAGCAACUCAACAAGCUGGGGCAAAUCAAAUGGCUCCAUCGAGCAAACAGGGUCAACAACAGCAACCGGCUAUGUCGAAUGCCUCGAGUCAAACGCAUCCACCACGUGUCUUUAUUACCCAACAAACAAACGCCGCAUCUCAAACAUCUCCUACAGUGAGCAAAGUGCAUACCGAAGUAACCGUAAAGGCUGAAGACACUAAACGUCAACCAGUCACAACUGUUAUCGGUAAUGCAAAGAUUGUUGAAACAUCCAAUAGUACGACCGAGAGAUUUUCUGAUCAAGCGACUGAAAGAUUCUCUGAUCAAGUCACCAAGAUCAAUAAUAAUCCACCGCAAAAUUCAUCAUCGAGUAGUAUGGUGCCAACAAUUUCUGGUACAGACGGACAAGAGUCUAAGAAACAAUCAAAAAAGAGAGAAACCGAAAAUGAGGAAGAAAGCGGCUCUAGAAGAGACUUCGUCAAAACCAUCGGCAAACGAUUAAAAGCCAAAACUCAAAGAAAUCCGACAAUGGGACGACAAAAGUCAAGGACUGAAAACAGAGCACGUAAAGCCUUCAGAACGAUAUCUUUUAUUCUUGGAGCUUUUGUUGCCUGUUGGACCCCUUAUCACAUUCUAGCUCUCGUCGAAGGCUUUUGUACGAAUCCUCCAUGUACGAAUGAACAUCUCUUUAUGUUCUCCUAUUUCCUUUGCUAUGCAAAUAGUCCAAUGAAUCCCUUCUGCUAUGCCCUGGCCAAUCAACAAUUUAAGAAAACCUUUACGAGAAUACUUAAGGGUGAUCUACACAUGACGUAAAUAAGAAAUCGCGUCGAAUAGGUAAAGUAGUACGUCGUACCUACUUUUGUUUGAGUAUAUGGUAAAUGCUAUAAAAACAAAAAAAAAAAAGAUAAAAAUUAAAUAAAAAUUUGACUCUAAGGCCUUCCAUAACGCGUAUCGAAGUAUUCCCACGUAUCGUAAUUGCGGUGAAAGCGGACAAUAAUCUAGUCAAGCGGCGACUCGUGAAAAAAAAAUCUAUGUACUAUGAGCUUCGUGUAUAUAGAAGAAAACACUUUUUGUUGACAUUGUUCGACAUCUAUAUUCAGAUGUACAUAUUGUAUAUGUGUGAAUACUUGUUAAAAUUUGUGUUACAAAAAAAAAAUAGAAAAACAUGCUGAAAUCGUAUCACGUAACGUAGUUUUUAGAGAAGUAAUUAUCGUGUCUCAUAUCAAUUAAAGAUAAUAAUUAAUUAAACCGUCGGUGGGCAUUCAGCGUAAGCUCGAAAAUAUCAACUUUGCUGUUAAAGAACGACGAUGUGCUUUGAAGGCACAACCGAACGGAACGAAAGGUAUAGCUACAUAAUUACAAUUAUUUCUCAAUAAAGACUGUACAGAAGAACGUCAAUAUAUUUGCGAUGUUCCCUUUGUCGUGAGAUUAAAUAUUCUGAGAAGAGAAAGUACUUUAAACGCGAACCUAUUCUGCGAAGCAAAUCAAUUGACUUUUUCAUUCUUAAAUACAUUUUUUAACGCGACCUGUCCAUUUCUGAAAAUAAGAUCAAUAUCCUAAUUAGAACGGUGGAAAAUCUUGAGGUGAAAAUGCUACACAUUAGAUGAUAGAUUAUAUUUAACGAGUCUCUUUAAUGUAUGUUUAAUAAGCUUGAUUAACAAGAAAAAAAAAAUAUAUAUAUAUAUCGAACGAUGCUUCGUUCGCCACAUGAAAGACAAAAAGUGAAGAAAUGCUUGAAAUAAUUAUUAUAGAAUAUUAUAUGGACUUUAGUGAUGUUCUAUGCGUACAAUUCUAUCUUGACCGAUCAGACUUCAAAUCUAAAACUUAAAAAUGAAAAAUAUUAUUCAAUUGCUGCACGCAUUUAUUAGCAGAGGAAGUAAAGAAAAAAAAAAAAACUGUUAAAAUUUCUCGAUGACACGCGACUCUUUUUUACGAGCAACGAACUGAGUUAGAACAGCUUGUUUCGAGAAAAUAUCGGAUGUUCGAGAAUUUUAUCGUGGAACCAUAUUGGAUCCAGAUACACACUGCCCUGGGGUGGCCUAUCAAUGCUUAGGCCUUUUUCUCUGACCUUUCUCGAAUAUAAUAUUUUACUCGGGACGAGCGAUCGUUCGUACUUCGAUGUGAUCGAUAAUUAUGCUACUUAUUCAAUCAUUAGUACCGCUUUUGUUACUUUUUUAAAUUUCUUUUUUUCCUUUUCUGUCUUAUUCUAUGAGCUUCAAAAUGAUCGAUCAUUUUUAUUUUUACAAAAUAUACAAAAUUGAUUUAUUUAACAGGGGAAGAAUUGAAAAAAAAGUUAUGCUUAAUCAGUUUAUAAUUCUUUUCUUCCUUUUUUCUUUGUAAAUUUUUAAUUUUUAAUUUUUAUAAUUCAAAUAUUAGCGACUAAAGUGAUCUCCUUCCGAAAAUUAAAUGCUAAGAUAAGCUACGUUGUUAUAUGUGUAACUGCUUGUAUAAAUACUUCCAAAAUUCUAUGAAGUUCAAGAAAUACUAAUAAUACGGUAUGUGUCGAUAAAGCUUAUAUACUGUUACGCAUUGACAUUUAAUUAAACAAGAAUACAAAUGUGAACGCAAACACAAAUGUGUGGAUGCGUGGAUGCGCGAUAUGCGCUAUAAGCACAAUAAGCGCAAAGUAAGCAUAGAUCGGUAAAUUUACAGAUACGUGGAUUCAUAGAUGCACAGUUGAAUGAAUAAAUGGAUGUGCGUAUGCAUGUAUAUGUAUAUAUGUAUAUAUAUAUAUAUAUAUAUAUAUAUAUAUAUAUAUAUAUAUAUAUAUAUAUCUGUGUGUAUAUAUGAUUCACACUUUAUUGUACUUAAUGUAUUCAUUAAGUAUCGGAGAAGCAAAUAAUUAUCGUUAAAUUGUUAUAUUCAUACCGAGUGGAAUGCACUAACAAAUUUUUGGCACUUUGGACAACUUCCAAAAUUCACUGCCAAUCUCAAAAGUCAUUUCUUCUUUGCGAUUAUUCUCGAAAUAAUCUAAUACACAUUUUCUCGAUAGACGUCACUUUAAGCCAAAAGAAAUAUCAUUGUAUCGUGACUUAAAUAUCUGUAUCGAAAAUACCUCAUAAAAAAUCGCUUCCUUAUCUUCCGUUUUUCACUCGAUACCUAACAAGAAUUCUACUUUAUGAAAUAUCGAAUAAAAUUAUCGCUUCUUGUACAAAAAUAAAUCACAAGGGAUAUAACGUUGUUUCGACGUUAUGCGAUGUAAUUAGUACUUGUAUAGAAAAAAAAAAGUCUGUAUGUACUACGUAGUAUUUAUCGAUAUCGGGGCAAUAUGUAGAAAAUAAAUAAUAGCUAUAAUAGUAUGAUUUUAAGAUUGUCCUAAGGACGAUUCACACGAAAUAAUACAUCACAUAAAAGCCUAUGUAUAAUAUUUAAAUUCUGACGAUCGAGAAACUCGAGUUUACGUACGUAGUAUUAUUAAUUACGAUGAUGCUUUUUUUACAUAUAAAGCAGAUAAAUUAGGUAUUUAUUGUAAAAAAGAAAAUGAAGAAAAAAAGAAAAGAAAAGAAGAUGCGCUGUUAACCGAGAAAAACAUGGCACAUACUCAAUAUUAGAAAUUGUGACUGGGAUAUCUUAGAAGAUUCAACAUGUUUCUAUUUUUCGCUUAAGAAAUGCUCCAUCUCGCAUUCACACUUCUCAUUCAUCUCGAAACAAAUGUUCUCUACCUCAAGACAAGAUACAUAAUAAGGAAGACAAAGAGCUAUAAGUCGAUUUCGACUCUAAGGCAAUUCUGAUUGCAUAUCAAAGAACGGUUAAAUAUGUAUUUUGAUUCAUACGGCGAAAGAUAUUAUUUCUUUAUAAAUGACUCAUUAUUAAUAUUUCUUCAAAAUAAAGAGGAUGGAGAAUUAAUAAAAAAAAAAAAUCGAGAGCAAGAACAUUGAUCGUUCCACGGCGCAUAUAAGUAAGCGAUAAACAUCGUUAAUUCAUUUUCCAAUUUGGCCUAACGAUACGGAAACUUGUUUCCAUGCUAAUGAACUAAAGUAUAACUUAAUUAAUAAGUUAGCUGCUCGAAAGAUACCUAUUAUGAUAAAUUUAAAAAACGAAAUUUUACGGUAUAAAGUGUAUAGAAAAUCGUUUCUAUUGUAUUUUACUUGAGAUUUAAUAAUUUAAAGGGACAGUCGAUGCUAUUAUAAAUUUGAAUACUGUUUGUGAACUUAGGAACAUUUACAAGGAAAAUUAUUAGCUCGUUAAAAAAAAAAAUAAAAAGAAAAAUAAAAAGAAAGGAAAGUACAGAAAAAAAAUAUGAUUACAACAAUUACGUUGUAAUUUUCUAAAGUCUCCUGAUUAAUACGUGGGAUCAACAAAGGAAACACAUUAUCAUUAAAUUCUAGACAAUACCGUUUGCGCGUGCUCUCGCUUGACAAUCUCUACUUCACUGACCCUUAAAGGUUAUUAAUAUAAUCGACAUGUUUUUUUUUACAUAGAGCACUACUUCGUAUUUUUAUGUUUUAUUUCGCGCUUAAUUUCUUCAACUAUAAAUAGUAAAAUUCUAUCGUUAAUACGCAAAUAGAGCUGUGCACAUGUAUAAAAUAACCUUGAAGGGUCACGUGUGUAAAAAUCAGAACAUUUAUGGCAAACGUAAUGUCCUCCGAUAUAAUAUAUAAAUAUAUAUAUAUAUAUAUAUAUAUAUAUAUAUAUAUAUGAAAAAAUUAGAAAGAAAUGUAUAUGUAUUAAUGACAAAAUGUCACAUAAAUAUAAGAUCUGUUGCUUGAUUGUGAAAAUAAAUAUUUAGUAUCCGAUGCGAUGUAGUUAAUCGAUGAGAACCUAUACAAAUCAAUGAAACUUACUGUCAGAGGAAGUUACUGUUUAUUUAAAAUAUCCACAUAAUUACAGACGAGGUGAAAGUACAAUAAAACAACUUUGCGCUCUAAGAAUCGAAUGAUCGUCCUAUAAAAAAAAGUGUUAAAGUUAUUAUAAUCAUAUUCGUCGAUUGAACAUCUGUCUACAAAUAUUGACAUACGUUUUAAAUUAAGAGCGCAUAAAAAUUAAUUGUUUCCGUCAUUGAAGAUCCUUCUUUACUGUCCGCAAACAUGUCUACAUUUGGAUGUCCUUGGAAUAUCUUCAAGCCAAUGUUCAUCUGAAGAAAAAGAAAAAAAGAAAAAAAAUAUUUGUCGUACGCAAUUAUAAAUGCUUCAUUUCAUGUAGGCAAAUCUAAUAAAAAUUAAUGUGAAUAUAAAAGAAAAAACUCGAUAAUCAUCACCAUGGCAUAGAUAGAUGAAUAAACUAGAGAGAAUUUUUUUUAUUUUUAGCUCGGUAUACAAUUAUAUGCAAAUUUAGAUUUAAUUGAUAUGUUUAGAUAUCGGAGUAUGUAAGCAAAGAUGCGUAUAAAAUAAAAUAAAUUAAUAAUGUGAUAUAAUUA
This is a messenger RNA of Vespa crabro (European hornet), 9532 nucleotides long. RefSeq names its product muscarinic acetylcholine receptor gar-2 (gene mAChR-B). The coding region runs from base 2488 to 4989 and encodes 833 amino acids. The transcript has 4 exons. Gene Ontology annotation, biological process: G protein-coupled receptor signaling pathway, coupled to cyclic nucleotide second messenger; adenylate cyclase-inhibiting G protein-coupled acetylcholine receptor signaling pathway; chemical synaptic transmission. NCBI's taxonomy places the organism in Eukaryota, Metazoa, Arthropoda, Insecta, Hymenoptera, Vespidae. The record is from RefSeq and is a predicted model, not a curated record. Gene Ontology annotation, molecular function: G protein-coupled acetylcholine receptor activity; G protein-coupled serotonin receptor activity. Gene Ontology annotation, cellular component: dendrite; synapse; membrane.